AUUAUUACACAUCAGACAAUAAUUCACUCUUUCCUCAAUCUCCAGGCGUGUACCUGAAUGCAAGUGACAUCUACAGUAUAUAUAUACAGCCGUCUGUAUCUCUGAAUAGUUAUCAGAAAACAUUCCUAUCUAGUUUUGUAGUUUAAACAUCCUUUCAUGAUGUCAGUCAGUGGUUCCAACCUUCGAAACACCUUGGGAAAUAAUCCGGAAAGCACUAUAAAAGAAACUCAGGCACACCAAGACAACAGUGCACAACCCAACGGCAGCUGCAUGACUUCUAUAACCGAAAACAAUGUUAUGGUGACAAUGGCUAACAAGGUGGCAGAAAUCAAUUUAUCGGAUGCUUCUGGGAUUGACAGUCCAAUCGGAAACAUGAAUGCUGAGAUUUCAGAGCGGCUAAAAACAGAAACACUGUCUGAUAAAAUCCUGGAAUCUAAAGAGGCAACUGCAAAGAGUUUUGAGGAAACUGCAGCUGAUGUUUCUGUAGGAGGAGCCUGUAAGGCCGCAGAUGAUGAAGCAAUCCCAUUCACAGCUAAAGUGUACUUGGCUCCAGCUGAGCAGUAUUGGAGUACGAUAAGGGACAGGCCAGUGAAGCUAAGGAUGAAUAAGUCGGGUCCAGGCUCUGAGCCUCCUCUUACUGUCCACCAAAUGUUCCAGUUGACGGUGGACAAGUUCGGGGAUCACCCAGCCCUCUGCUUAAAGAAGGAUGGAGCUUGGGUUACACUGACCUAUAAGGAAUACCAACAGCAAUGCCGAGCUGCAGCCAAGAGCUUCCUCAAGUUGGGGCUGGAGCGCUUCCAUGGUGUUGGUAUUCUGGGAUUCAAUGCUCCUGAGUGGUUUAUCGCAGACAUCGGUUGCAUCAUGGCAGGAGGCCUUGCUGCUGGAAUCUACACCACCAACUCUCCAGAAGCCUGUUAUUAUGUGGCUCAUGACUGUGAAGCCAAUGUGUUGGUGGUUGAAAAUGAAAAACAACUAGAAAAAAUCCUCCAGGUUAAAGAUCAACUACCACACCUGAAGGCCAUUGUUCAAUACAAGGGAGAAGUGAAAAAUAAGAUGCCAAACAUAUACACGUGGACAGAGUUUAUGAAGAUUGGGGAGGACAUAUCUGAUGCUCACCUGGAUGCGGUAAUUAACAGCCAGAAAGCUAAUGAAUGUUGCACCCUCAUUUACACAUCAGGAACCACAGGAAACCCUAAAGGGGUUAUGCUCAGUCAUGACAAUAUCACAUGGACUGCAAAUGCAGCAGGGACUUUAAUCAAUCUGAAAAAAGCGGAGGAGUCACUAGUGAGUUACCUGCCCCUCAGUCAUGUGGCUGCCCAAGUGAACGACAUGUGGGUCCCAAUGAGUUUUGCAGGCACCACUUAUUUUGCUCAACCAGAUGCAUUGAAAGGUUCUUUAGCCACCACUUUAAGAGAAGUACGCCCCACAAGCUUCUUGGGUGUUCCCCGUGUGUGGGAGAAGAUGCAGGAAGCAAUGAAAAACAUUGGUGCUAAGUCUUCCCUCAUGUCAAGGAAAAUUUCAGAGUGGGCUAAGGGAAUAGGGCUUCAGGCCAGCUACAAUGCAAUGAACAAUAAUCCCUCAGUGCCUUGGGGCUUCACGCUGGCUAAUAACCUGGUCUUCAAGAGGGUACGUACAGGUCUUGGUUUGGAUCGCUGCAAAACCUGCUUUACAGGGGCAGCACCAAUCACUAAGGACACACUGGAAUACUUCAUGAGUCUAAACAUCCCCAUCUAUGAGCUGUAUGGCAUGAGUGAGAGUACAGGACCUCACACCAUGUCUUGGACUGACAACUUCCGUAUAAUGAGCUGUGGUAAAGUGAUACCAGGCUGCAAAACAGAGCUAGACAAGCCAGACGAAGAUGGCAAUGGAGAGGUGUGUUUCUGGGGCCGUCAUGUCUUCAUGGGCUACAUGAAUAUGGCUGAUAAAACUGAAGAGGCACUGGGCUCAGACGGCUGGCUGCAUUCAGGAGACCUGGGAAAGCAUGACAUGAGUGACUUCCUAUACAUUACGGGCAGGAUAAAAGAGCUAAUCAUCACUGCUGGAGGAGAAAACAUCCCGCCAGUCCCUAUUGAGGAUGCAGUCAAGGAGGAACUGCCCAUCAUUAGCAAUGUCAUGCUGGUGGGAGACAAAAAGAAAUUCCUCUCCAUGCUUCUUACUCUCAAGUGUAAUGUUGAUGACAAUGGAGACCCCACAGAUGAGCUGGCCCCACUUGCUGUAGAGUUCUGCAGAAAACAUGGUGUCAUGGCAAGCAAAGUUUCAGAGAUCAUCAGCAACAAAGAGCCAGCCAUUUACAAAGUCAUCCAGGAAGGCGUAGACAAGGUCAAUGCCAAGGCCACAUCCAAUGCUCAAAAGGUCCAGAAGUGGGCACUUUUAUCUCAUGACUUCUCUGUAUCUGGAGGGGAGCUUGGUCCUACAAUGAAGCUUAAAAGGCCAGUGGUUUCCAAAAUGUACAAAGAAGAAAUUGAUUAUUUUUAUAAUGUAUAACUUAUUUUAGUAACAGUUUGAGUAAAAUAAGCUUGUCAAAAAAAAAGGAAAAAUCACCAUCCAGUUCCCUUUACUUUGGAAAAUAAUACAUUUGUUUUUCCUCACUCCACCACAUACUGUACUUUACACAAGAAAUAGGAGUGCCUUUCUCACCUCAGCACAUCCACAUGUGUGUAUCAUACAGUACUUUAUGCUGCCGCCUGCACUUUUUGUAUAUACUAACUUUAAUUAUAGUUAAACCUAGUACAGUACCUGAGACUUGGCACACAUGCAUUUAGUUGCUAUAAUAUUAUUGUGGCAAUAUUUUUACUACUUCAAACUUAGAAACUUCAUGUCUUAAUCAUAAACUUAAUUCUUUUUAAAUGGCAUCGGUUUCUCUUUGGUAAACCGUUAAGGUGGCACAAGUAUAGAUUUCU
Molecule: messenger RNA, 2900 nt
Organism: Clarias gariepinus (North African catfish)
Lineage: Eukaryota; Metazoa; Chordata; Actinopteri; Siluriformes; Clariidae
Product: long-chain-fatty-acid--CoA ligase ACSBG2-like
Exons: 15
Coding region: 157-2484 (775 amino acids)
Cellular component (GO): membrane; endoplasmic reticulum
Molecular function (GO): long-chain fatty acid-CoA ligase activity
Source: RefSeq, a predicted model, not a curated record